UUUUUGCCUUAUGCGUUUCGGGGAUACUGUGAUAUUCUUCACGGCACGCAAAAACGCAUUUCUCUACGUAAAAUUGUCAACAAAUUUAAUGGAUAAUAUAAACAAACGCGCUUGCCACAUAAAUAAAACAAACCAUUAGUUUAUUUACAAAAAAAUUUCAUUUGAUCUUUUGAGUUGCAUAUAAAAUGGCUGGCCAUCGAGCUCUGGAAGACUCUGACUUGGCAUUAAUUGGCCGAGUGAAAAUGACGCCAGCAUUGUAUGACCCACGAGAUCCGGACUUUCGUCUCGCCUAUCGUAAAGAACAGGAAUGGGAAGUAGUGGGCUCGAUGAUUGGUAUGUCGUCAGCGGAGGCUAGACGCCGAUGGACUUGCCUGCGUGAUCGUUAUUCGCGUGAGCUGAAGCAAGUGCGAAUGCAUCCGGAGAAGAAUGAGUAUGGUAAUAAUCCCUUUUUUCGUCAAAUGGAUUUCUUACGCAGAUUUGUUCGAAAGCGAAGAAAUCGGCGCCGCCAUGGCUAUUUGGAAUAUGAAUUUCAAGGCCCAGAUUUCAAGAAUACAAUCAGUAUCGAGCAUGCCACGCAACUGCCAAAUAAAACUCAAAAUUCCGGAGCAGAGGAAGAUGACGGAUAUAGUUUAGAAAACUGCAAUGACGCACAAUCAGACGCAUACGCUGAUAAAAUAGACGAAAGCACCAUGGAAACGGAAGAAUAUCCAGAGUUCGUGGACGUGGAUGCAGGCGAUGUAUAUGAAGAAUGUGUUGAAACACCCGCGUCUGAGACAGAUAUCAAGCAGCAACCAGCCAGCCACUUCAGGACCAGUUCCAGUUCUAAGCAAAUAAAUGCCACUGUUGUGCCCAUAGUUGUUACGCAGCACGAUCCCAAUCACGCAGUAUACACGCUAUCAACAAGUCAUGGACACCACGAAAUGUCAACACCGGAAAACCACGCCACUUUGACACAUGCGAGCCAGCAUAAACCAAAUCAUGAUUUGUAUGCUGGCGUGAAAGAACGUAAAUCUACGUUCUUUGCUGAUGAGCAAUCCAGUUCACAACAAUCGCAGUUACAGAUUCAGCAACGGCCCAAUUCAAUAACACAACAACAACAACCCAAUUCAUAUCAAGGUGCACCAGUUGCUGAAAAUGAAGAUGAUCUUUUUGGCAAAUCGAUUGCCGUAUACCUAAGGCAAUUGUCUCGCCGUCACAAAAUAAAAGCACAAGUAGAGAUGUUUCAAAUACUUGAAAAGUACAUUGAAUUAGAAGAGAGUGGAAAGGCUACUACUAUGAAUAGUAAAUGAAAUAUGUAUCUGGUUAAAGGGUUAUGUGACUGUGGUUGAUUUAAUUUUGCCUUUACAUGAAGGAUAAGGUAAUCUGCAAUAAUUUAAUUUAUACCAUAAAUGCGUGGUUUCUCUAAGGCUUUUGAAAGCUCUUUUUUUAACAAUACUGAUAAAGAAUUACAUUUUUAUCCAAGGCAACGCAUUAUAAAAACGUAACUGUAGUUAAUUUUAAAUUAUGUAAAACGUAAAUAUUUAAGUUAAAUUCAUACAUACAUAUG
Molecule: messenger RNA, 1546 nt
Organism: Rhagoletis pomonella (apple maggot)
Lineage: Eukaryota; Metazoa; Arthropoda; Insecta; Diptera; Tephritidae
Exons: 3
Coding region: 186-1289 (367 amino acids)
Biological process (GO): regulation of transcription by RNA polymerase II
Cellular component (GO): transcription regulator complex; nucleus
Molecular function (GO): DNA binding
Source: RefSeq, a predicted model, not a curated record